Molecule: messenger RNA, 4481 nt
Organism: Thamnophis sirtalis
Lineage: Eukaryota; Metazoa; Chordata; Lepidosauria; Squamata; Natricidae
Source: RefSeq, a predicted model, not a curated record
AGCCAAGCUGCAGUUGAAAAUCCAUGAAACGGAAACGAAGACCCAGAAUUAUCAGAUUGCCAUAACCAUCACUGAAGCACGUCAGCUCGUUGGUGAGAAUAUAGAUCCGGUGGUGAUUAUAGAAAUUGGGGAUGAAAAGAAGCAGACUACAGUCAAAGAAGGAACCAACACACCAUUUUAUAAUGAAGUCAUCAGUUCUGUGACAAAUGGGCCGUUCUCACAAAUCCAGCUGAUAUUAAGACAGGAGUCAAGGGAUAUCUCAAAUGUGAUAUCAGUGUGACGGGAAAAGGAGACGCGAUCCAAGCAACUCAGAAAGGAAGUAAUGCCGAAGAGCAGAUAGAGAAAAAUCUCUUGAUUCCAAAGGGAUUUCCAUCAGAAAGACCUUGGGCUAGAUUUUAUGUGAGAAUCUACAAAGCUAAAGAGCUCCCAAAAAUGAACUCCAGCAUCAUGGCCAAUGUCACAAAAGCUUUUAUAGGCGAUACUAAGGAUCUGGUGGACCCAUUUGUGGUUGUCAUGUUUGCAGGUCAAAGGGGGCGAACCACAGUGCAAAAAAGCUGUGCGGAUCCUGUGUGGCAUGAACAGGUUGUCUUUAAAGAAAUGUUUCCCCCAUUGUGCCGGAGAGUCAAAAUCCAAGUAUGGGACGAAGGCAGCAUGAAUGAUGUGGCUUUGGCAACUCAUAUGAUAGAGCUGAAGAAGAUCUCAAAUGAACAGGAUGGCGAUAAAGGUUUCCUGCCUACUUUUGGGCCCGCUUGGAUCAAUCUUUAUGGGGCACCCAGAAACCACAGCUUGAUGGAUGACUAUCAGGAGCUCAACGAAGGUUACGGGGAAGGUGUCUCUUUUAGGGGACGUCUCCUAAUUGAGCUUGCAGUGGAAAUCCUCUCUGGUGGAGCUCAGGAAUCAAAGUUCUCAAAGAUGAUCAAGGAUGUGAAGCGGGGGUCACCAAAGGACAAAGAUUCUAAAAGUUCAAAAGGGACCGGAAAAGACAAAGGGGCAGAAGAUGGCAAGCCACCUUCCUCUCCAGAUAAAACAAAUUCAACAGAUGCGGAAGUGGAAGCUUUUGAUGUGCCCCCUGAGAUCCAUGAGGAACAACUUGAGGAGUUCCUUCUUUUUGGGGCAUUUUUUGAAGCAACAAUGAUUGAUCGGAAGGUUGGAGAUAAACCAAUAAGCUUUGAAGUAUCUGUUGGGAACUUUGGAAAUGUGAUUGACGGAGUGUCAUCUGGAGCCAGGGGGAAAAAGAAGACCCCUGAAGGAGAAGAAGAAGGCGCCCCUUUGUUGCAAGAAGGAACAGGAGAAGAUUCACCAGAUGUUGCAAUGCCUCUGAUAUCUACCACAUCUCCUGAAAAGCCAUUAAUUACAGAAGGAAACAGAAACUACCUAUACUUGCCAUACGGUGAGAAGAAGCCUUGUGUUUAUGUCAAGAGCUUUUGGGGGACUCAAACCUUUAGGCUGUAUUUCUCAAAUACCCUGGAAAAAAUGGGAGAUCUCUUGGAAGAAGGUUUGGAGCAAGUGAAAGAUCUCAUUAAAGUUUCUGAAGUUGCAUCAGAAGAGAAAAUAAAGUCGACUCUGAGUGAUUUUAUCAAGCAAAGUAGGGCCUUUAUCACAAAUGCUGAAAAAAAGCCCAAACUCUUGAAUCGGACAGCUUUGGAUAAAAAAAGAUUGAAACUGUGCAAGCAAGAACUGGAAGCCAUGUCGAGGGAUGCUAAAGGGAUUCUCCAGCAGCAAAAAAAGAAGAUUUCGCUAGAUGAAAUGAUGCGUGAAACACAAAAAUUUAUAGAGAGGAUUCGGUUCUUAAUUGACGAGCCUCAACAUACAGUGCCUGACAUCUUCAUCUGGAUGCUUAGCAACCACAAAAGAAUCGCCUAUACAAGAAUCCCAGCCAAAGACGUGCUGUAUUCCCCUGUGAAGGGGCAGCGGGGCAAACAUUGCGGGAAGAUUAAAACCCACUUUUUGAAAUUGCCAGGAAAAAGGUCUCCAGGUUGGAACGUCCAUGGAAAAGUGGACACUUAUCUCUGGCUUGGCUCUAGUAACUACGCCCAUGCUAUUUUCGACAACUUACCAGUUGGAUAUGAAGCAGAAGCACCUUUGGCAGAAAGCACAGGAUCCCAUCCUACUCCGUAUCCUGCCAGUCUGAUCUACAAAACCAAGAAUAUUUUUCAACUGAGAGCUCACAUGUAUCAAGCAAGAGGAUUAAUUGCAGCAGAUAGCAGCGGCCUCUCGGAUCCUUUUGCUAAAGUGACUUUUGUUUCACACUGCCAGACCACAAAGGGAAAAUCAGAAUAUAUCGGUGCAACUGUGGCUGCUCCAGUAACUAGGCUGGUGGAGGACAAAUAUGAACCCCCAAAACUUAGUUACCACCCUCUCUACUGUGGCAGUCUUUCAGGGGGAGAUCUUCUGGCUGCAUUUGAACUGCUUCAGGUUCCUGAUUCUGGCCCAGAAAACCUUCCACCUCUUGAUCCUCCAGAUGCCAGUCUAAUCUAUGCAGUCCCAGCCAAUAUACGGCCUGUAUUAAGUAAAUAUAGAGUAGAACUUCACCUGCUCCAGCACAACCUCACAUAAGUCAACUUCCAUCACUUCCAUCAGAUCACAUUUAUGUUGAUGUGGAACACGGAGAGCCUCAUUUAGCCUUCCCCAAACCUGAAGCAGCAGAAGUACAUAUUCCCGUAUCACCCCCGCUGCUACCACCAGCUCCUUCACGGAAACAUUCAUUAGCCUCUUCCUCUAGACCUUUGAAAGAUGGAAGAUUGAAAGACCGCAAAAAAUCAAUUUACCGCUCUACCAAGAGAAAAAAGAGAACUGUCGCUGAUGAAUCUGCUGAAAAUGUCAUCGAUUGGUGGUCAAAGUAUUAUGCUUCAAUACAAAAAGUACAGAAGGCAAAAGUCUUCGAUUUCAGUGAUGGAAAACCAGGAACAUGUCUAUGAUGGCGAUUUGGAGAGCGAGUUCAACAAUUUUGAAGACUGGGUAAAAACAUUUGAACUCCUUCGAGGCAAAAUUACUGAGGACGAUCAUACUGAUUUUGAAGACAGGAUUGUCGGGAAAUUUAAGGGCUGCUUCUGCAUAUACAAAACUCCUGAAGACUCUUCCUCAGGCGACGGAGGUCCUCUGAGAAUUCUGCAAGGCCUACCCCCAAAUCACUCAGUGAAUGUUCUAAUCAGAGUAUAUAUUGUGGCCGCCUUUAAUCUUAGUCCUGCUGACCCGGAUGGUAAAUCUGAUCCAUAUAUUGUACUGAAAUUGGGGGAAACCCAAAUUAAGGACCGAGACAGAUACAUUCCAAAGCAACUAAAUCCCAUCUUUGGUCGGUCAUUUGAAAUUCAGGCAACUUUCCCUAAAGAAUCCUUGCUUUCAGUUCUGAUCUAUGACUAUGAUUUGAUUGGUUCAGAUGACCUCAUUGGAGAAACUAAAAUUGAUCUGGAAAACCGUUUCUACAGCAGGCACAGGGCUACUUGCGGAUUACAAAGCCAAUAUGAAAUUGAAGGAUACAACGCUUGGAGAGAUGCCCUCAAGCCAACUGAAAUCUUGAGCAAGUUAUGCAAAGAUAACAAACUGAAUGAGCCGAUCAUGCAACCUGGAAAGAUACAAAUAGGGAGCAAGAUCUUUACAGGACAGACUGUCUUUCAGGAAGAUGAAAAUGAGGGGGAGCCAGUAGAAUCGUAUGAACACCUUGCUUUGAAAGUUUUGCGUUCUUGGAAUGAAAUUCCAGAGGUUGGAUGUAAGUUGGUGCCCGAUCACAUUGAGACAAGGCCUCUUUAUCACAAAGACAAGCCUGGCAUGGAACAGGGUCGUGUGCAGAUGUGGGUGGAUAUAUUUCCUAAAGAUAUGCCUCUUCCCGGCCCUCCGGUUGACAUUUCACCUAGAAAGCCCAAAGGGCUCUCUCGAAAUGAACUUGAAUGGCUUUUCUCGAGCAGCCAAAUCUGCCAAGCGUUGUGACAUGAGCACCAUAACAGAAAAGGAAGAGAACAAAAUUUCCAUAUUUCAGCAGAAGCGGAUCAGAGGCUGGUGGCCUUUCAGCAAAGCUGGAGAACUCACGGGCAAAGUGGAAGCUGAGUUUCAUUUAGUGACGGCCGAGGAGGCUGAAAAAAAUCCAGUCGGCAAAGCUCGGAAAGAACCAGAGCCUCUGGAAAAACCCAACCGGCCCGACACAUCCUUCUCCUGGUUUGUGAAUCCUUUCAAGUGUUUGUAUUAUCUGAUCUGGAGAAAUUACAAGAAAUACAUCAUUAUUGGCCUAAUCCUAAUUAUCUUAGUUAUCUUCUUAGUACUCUUCAUCUACACACUGCCUGGAGCCAUCAGUCGUAGGAUUGUUAUAGGAACUUAGAAAGAAUCCCUCGUCGAUGCAUUUUAUUAAAAUCAAAGUAAAUGAAGACUUCGCUUUUAUUCAUGCUAAGAGCAUCCUCUAAAUCAAAGUUGUCCGGCCUUGGCAACUUUAAGACUUGUGGACUUCGACUCCCAGUAUUCCCCAGCCAGCAAGAUUGGACACCUGUGUUCUA